CGGGUCAAUAACCACAAACUAGUUUCUUCUUCGAAUAAACAAUAAACUCUCGAACAUUAUUUGACAGUACCUUGAACUCAUCUGGAUCACCAACCAAUUUCAAUCUCACUGCCAGCUCAUCGGCCUAGAUAUUUAUCCAUCGUAAAAAACUGUUGACAUACACUCACACAAAGGAGCCAUCUUAUUAUAAAACAAAGAAACCUUCAUACACAAAAGAUGACUACUCCAAACAUAGAGAAAACUCAUGAAUUUGGUGAGAACUUAACGCCAUCACCAUCACAACAUCCUCACACUAGACAAAGACGUUCAUCGUCCAUCAUUCAACAUCUUGAGCCAGACAACUUGGAGAUGAAGAUUGAUCAAUCCCUCAAUCCAAAUGUUAAUGCCAAUUGGGUACACUAUAAAGGUGCUUGGGUUAUCCAUGUUGUGUUAAUUUUAUUCUUAAAGAUCUUUUUCAACUUCAUUUCUGUCUUGGAUAAUGACUGGAAGUGGACUUUAACGAAUUUGACCUAUAACAUUGGGCUGUAUAUUAUGUUCCAUCAAGUUAAGGGUACCCCCUUUGAAUUUAAUUCAGGUGCAUAUGAUAACUUGACUAUGUGGGAACAAAUUGAUAAUGGUGACCAAUACACGCCCACAAAGAAAUUUUUAAUGCUGGUUCCAAUUGGAUUAUUCCUCAUUAGUACACAUUACUCUAACUAUAAUUUAAACUUGUUUGUACUCAAUGGUGUGAGUUGUUUAUGUGUGGUGAUUCCAAAAUUAGCAAUUUCACAUAGACUCAGAGUCACUCUUUAUUAAGUGGACAGUGAUAAUUUGCAACAUCCUGAAGGAUUGUAUCCUUGCUAGUCCAUUUUAAUUUUUGAAGAUGGAAGUAUGUCUAACUACCUCAAUUCUUAAUGAUUGAAUAUUCACUAACAAGAGCAUCCCCUCUUGUCCAUUCCCUUUUCUUUUCCUUAUCUUUUGAGUGAUGUCUCGAAUAAUACUUCUCGGAGUCGCCAUCAUCGUGCCAAUGAGUACGUGUUUUUUGCUUCCAUUGCGUGAUAUCUAAUCUCAUCGCCAAAAUUGAAGUCCAUAGUCAUUUUAUAAAGUUACCUAUACAUAAUAUUUUACGUGA
Molecule: messenger RNA, 1111 nt
Organism: [Candida] anglica
Lineage: Eukaryota; Fungi; Ascomycota; Pichiomycetes; Serinales; Debaryomycetaceae
Source: the annotation of a GenBank genome assembly